This is a messenger RNA of Arabis nemorensis, 525 nucleotides long. NCBI's taxonomy places the organism in Eukaryota, Viridiplantae, Streptophyta, Magnoliopsida, Brassicales, Brassicaceae. The record is from the annotation of a GenBank genome assembly.
AUGGCAAGACUUCCAUUGUCGGGAUCUCAUGUCGUCACCUCCAUCUCGAAAGAGUCCUUCUUUGCCGAUCAGUCUGGUGGUGGUUCUGGCACGGGAACCAACCGGACUCCUCAGCAACCGCCUCCAUUCCAUGCGCCACCUCCGGAGAAUCCGACUCCGGCGCCGACUCCCUUCCUUCCCUCUUCGGCCGUGACAGUCGAUGCAAACAAUCCCACCUUAGGCCUGCUUCAAACGUUAUUGGGCUUGACCCAAUCAUUCUAUUAUGGCCCAAUAAUGAAAUACUCAAGACCAGAUCUAAUGGUUGCUGUUUAUUCUUGUUUUACCGAGAAAGGAUCUGCUCCUACGGAUUUGGAACUCGAUAAACAUAUGAGCUUCUCAUCGCUACAUAUUGUAAGAUCAAAGUUUUCUAGAUUCUCAAAUCUUGUAUAUGAUGAGUUUGAUAUUUUCUCGAUAAAGAGAAGAUUAAAAUUUCUAGAUUCUCGGAGGUAUGAGAAUUCUUCCAAAGUCACGAUUCAAAAUGACUAA